Messenger RNA from Oryzias melastigma (Indian medaka), 1635 nucleotides. RefSeq names its product cytochrome P450 7A1 (gene cyp7a1). The record is from RefSeq and is a predicted model, not a curated record. The transcript has 8 exons. Gene Ontology annotation, molecular function: cholesterol 7-alpha-monooxygenase activity; iron ion binding; heme binding. Lineage: Eukaryota; Metazoa; Chordata; Actinopteri; Beloniformes; Adrianichthyidae. The coding region runs from base 1 to 1539 and encodes 512 amino acids. Gene Ontology annotation, biological process: bile acid biosynthetic process; cholesterol homeostasis; cellular response to glucose stimulus.
AUGAUCAGCAUUGCUCUGAUAUGGGGGGUGGUGGUGGCCCUGUGCUGCAUCCUGUGGCUGGCUUUGGGGAUACGACGCAGGCAGCUUGGAGAGCCUCCGGUGGAAAACGGAUUCAUCCCUUACCUCGGCUGUGCUCUGCAGUUCGGGGCCAACCCCCUCCAGUUCCUCCGUAGUCGCCAGAAGAAGCACGGUCACAUUUUCACCUGCAAGAUCGCAGGCCAAUACAUCCACUUCCUGUGUGACCCCUUCUCGUACCACUCAGUCAUCAGGCAGGGGAGACACCUGGACUGGAUGAAGUUCCACUUCGCAACUUCUGCAAAGGCGUUUGGGCAUGACAGUUUCGACCCACGCCACGGGAACACCACAGAGAACCUCCAUCAAACCUUUCUGAAGACGCUACAGGGUGGAGCCCUGCCCCCACUCAUAGAAACCAUGAUGGGUCACCUUCAAGACGUCCUGCUGAACUCUGACACCCUCAGCCACAACAAGGACCAGUGGCAGGUGGACGGCAUCUUUGCCUUCUGCUACAAGGUGAUGUUCGAGUCUGGCUACCUGACUCUUUUUGGCAAAGAACUCGGGGAAGACAAGUGCCAAGCUCGUCAGUCGGCGCAGAAAGCGCUGGUGCUCAACGCUUUGGAGAACUUUAAGGAGUUCGACAAGAUCUUUCCGGCGCUGGUGGCUGGUCUGCCCAUCCAUGUCUUCAAGAGUGCCUACAGUGCCAGAGAGAACCUUGCAAAAACCAUGUAUGCUGAAAACCUGUCCAAGAGGCAGAACAUGUCGGAUCUCAUCUCGAUGAGGAUGAUUCUGAACGACUCCUUAUCCACCUUUAACGAUGUCAGCAAAGCCAGGACCCACGUGGCUCUGCUGUGGGCGUCUCAGGCCAACACCCUGCCCGCCACAUUUUGGAGCCUCUUCUACAUGAUCCGGAGUCCGGAUGCCAUGAAAGCAGCUCGCCAGGAAGUACAGAAAGUCCUAGAGGAGUCAGGUUUAACCACCAACCUGAGGGACUCCACCCUGAACCUGACCCGGGACCAGCUGGACAAAAUGCCCAUCAUGGACAGCAUCAUCAAAGAAGCUAUGCGGCUUUCCAGCGCCUCCCUGAAUGUGCGUGUCGCUAAGGACAACUUCCUGCUUCAACUUGACAACCAGGAGGCCUACCGCAUCAGAAAAGAUGACGUCAUCGCCCUGUACCCGCCCCUACUCCACUACGAUCCAGAAAUCUAUGAGGAUCCAUAUGAGUACAAGUUUGACCGUUUCCUAGACGACAAAGGUCAAGAGAAUAACAUUUUCUAUCGCAACGGGCGGCGGCUACGCUACUUCUACAUGCCCUUUGGCUCCGGAGUGACAAAGUGUCCCGGGAGGUUCUUUGCCGUGUACGAAAUCAAGCAGUUCCUGACUCUCAUGCUCUCCUUCUUCGACAUGGAGCUGCUGGACUCUGCCGCCAGAGUCCCGCCUCUCGACCAAUCCCGCGCUGGUCUUGGAGUCCUUCAACCAACGUAUGACGUGGACUUCAGAUACAAGCUGAAAGCAAACCAUUAGGUGUAGUCUCUGCUGGCCAGAAGGACUGAACUUUUGCUGUACAUAGUGUAAAUUGAUUCACGCUCAUGUAAAUAAACCCAGUUCUAUUUUUGUUCA